This is a messenger RNA of Toxorhynchites rutilus septentrionalis, 7006 nucleotides long. RefSeq lists its product as uncharacterized. NCBI's taxonomy places the organism in Eukaryota, Metazoa, Arthropoda, Insecta, Diptera, Culicidae. Gene Ontology annotation, cellular component: plasma membrane signaling receptor complex; cytoplasmic side of plasma membrane. Bases 1600 to 3129 code for a protein of 509 amino acids. The record is from RefSeq and is a predicted model, not a curated record. The transcript is spliced from 5 exons. Gene Ontology annotation, biological process: tumor necrosis factor-mediated signaling pathway; regulation of canonical NF-kappaB signal transduction; protein K63-linked ubiquitination. Gene Ontology annotation, molecular function: ubiquitin protein ligase binding; tumor necrosis factor receptor binding.
CAUCAACAAUCGAGCUGUGUCCCGCAUCGGUCCAGUACUGAUGGCAACAGCAAACAUCAUGAGCAGAAAGUUUCAGGCAUGUUAUCUCUUUCUGCUGAUGCUGCUGCUCAGUCAGAUUUCUCAUUUUGUUCGACGCUCAGAUCGGUAAACAUAUAUGUUUUUAGUGUUUUAAGUGUGGUCACAUCAGAUCAACAUCAACCAACAUGACUUCAUGCGGCAAGGAAGGCAAAGGAGGAUCGAAGCGUAUCGCAAGGUUCUACAUGACAAUAUCCAGUGUAUCAAAUUUCCUAUUCGCUGUUUAGCUCGACGUGAUGGUGUCAACGAAAACCACCAAAAUAAAAACAGAAAUAAGCAGCAGCGGCUCCGAAAAAGCUACCGCUGCCAAAAAAACAACAGAAGUGAAUUGUUGUUUUUGUUGCUCCAUAAAGUUUUACGCGAGUGAAUAUGUCGGAAUAUACGCAAUAUGAGCGCCAAUCUCGUAAACGUGCAUCGGAGCUGAAACAACUUUCUAUCACUGAUAGCGAAAGCUCGAUUGUAACACUGGUGAAAUGAACAAAAAAUACCCAACAACCAAAUCAAACGGCCCUUUUCAGGGCCAUCAGAUCAUUAUCAAAGAGUUUAACAAUAUAUUUUUUCAAACAUCAAAAAUCAGCAUGCGACAGAUAGCCUAACGUAAUCCUACGUCAACUAUGCGGUCGUGUCUCGGACACAACCUUCUGUGACUUUUUUUUUUAUUUUUAUUUUUUUUAAUUCUUUAUUUUUGAGACUUUCAACUUCCUGGGCUGGUUGGUCUCAGCCAAUGUGUGACAUCAGCAUUGAGUAAGGUUGUAGUCUGCUAGCUUGAGCGAGAUCGUUACUUAAAAGAUGAUAAUUUUUUGUAGAGGUUCCAAAUUUUCCCAGUGCAAUCGCAUCUAGUUAAGGCCAAUCGAAAAAAUGAAACUAAACUCCCGGCCGCCAGAAUGGCCAUUUGGAAAGCUUUGCUGCCGUCCGAUCGCUAGCUGAUUGACUGAUGGAUCGUAAAUGCUGUGAUCUGAAAUCGCGUAUCGAUUGUUUAGGCUCAAUAAAUUGAAAACGGUCGGAGCUUAAAUUGCAAUAUUUUCUCUAUUCACAUCGUCCGUAGAACGAAUGCUGCAUUUUCAUUUCGAUUAAGUGCUCCACGGGCGCCGAAUUCGCAGUGGUUUAUGAAUAAUGUGCUUUGCUGAUAGAUUUGUUGUUCGUUAUGGACAGCAUGGAUAGGUAGGCACACAAAUGGGCCGAACAAAUGUAUAGGAAAAUAGGAAUGCUUCAUUUGUUGUCAUUUAAAACUUUUAUAAAAUAGGAAAUCGUAUUGUAGAGCAUAUCAAAAAUCUUAGAGAAUUUCCAAUUCGAUUGGUAUGCAGAUCAUCUAAAUACAGUCCCAGAAAAAAUAGUUAUUAACGUUAAAACUAUUUCAUAAAAACGUGCUCUGAUUUCUGAUUUGACACCAUUACUGAAAGACGUAACCCUACGUCAAAAGUAAGGUUAUGAUUUCUUAGGUUUUCGCAAUUAUUACACACACGAAAUGGAUCGACCCGCGGGCCGCAGGUUGAGUAUAGCUAGUCUAGGUGCAACACCAAAAAUAUGCAUGCCCACAUUCUCACCUGCGGCGCCGUGUCCCAAAAGUGCCCCAACUCUUGCGGAGCGCACAUCGUUCGGAAGGAAAUGGACCGUCACUUGAAUCGCUGCCCGGCGGGUUUCGGUGAGUGGCCCUCACCCUCCUCACAGUCACCCGCUUCCUCAUCUCCUCCACCACCGCUGCCGACGGCACCGAUUCCCAACGGAGUGUAUCUCUCCCUGGUGGAGCAGCAGAAGCUGCGCAGUUUGGAACAGGAGCUGGUGGCGCUGCGGGGUUCGCUGAACGAGGAAAUCCGUCAGCGGCUGGAACUUAUUACCGAUUUGGGGCAGCUGAAGAAGAGAGCGCAGCUAGCGGACGAGUGGACCGGUAAGGUGGGCGAGGUUCUAAAUGGACUCAAGAAGUGCAUCAAUGAGGAGUCGGAGGGUCGCCGACUGGAUAUGGAACGGUGCAAAAUCGAUGUUAAUACGAUGGCGAAGCAGACUCAGCAAAUUGAGUCAUGGCGUUCGGAGCUUAUCGCACGACUCGACCAACUGAAGGAGGAAAUCGAUAGGGUGUUAUCAAUGCACGAGAAAUACCAACAAACGGCCAGGGUUGGUGAAAAAACGAAAGAAGCCAAAUUUACUAGAAUGGAGCUCCGCCUAAAUCAAUUGCAAUCGGAGCUGGAAGAUCUUCAAACGAAACACGAUGAAGGCAUGAAGCAAUUGCAGAAUGGAGAAAGAGGAUCGCCUUUCAACCGGUUCCAGGCGGAUCUCGAUGAAAUUGAGCAUAAAUUGGAGCUGAUAGAUAUAUGUCUGGAGGAUCACCAUAACCGCAUCCGUUCCCUUCAGAAGGAACCCAGACACGAGUCGCCAUUGGAUCUGAGCGACGAAAUUGGCUCGAUGCGGUUGGUCGUCCAGGAACUGCUCGACAAGCAAGCCAAGCUGGAUUGCGAACUGAAGGGUGUCCGCAACACCGUCGACGAAACCGAGGACACGAGCGAGAAGAUUUACAAAACGCUGGAGAAGUAUCGCCGCGAGACUUACUACACCAAGCAGUGCCUGGACGAUCUGCAGGUUCACCUACAACACCAGGAGAAGCUCGCGGUCAUACAGAACACUGCGGGUCAUCUCAUUUGGCGAAUCGAUCAGUUCGACAAGCGCUUCAAGGAGUCCCAGGAGAACGACGUGAUGAUGAAGAGUCCCCCAUUUUGCAACAAACCGUUCGGAUACACGCUCCAGCUGCAGGCAAGUCUCAACGGCAUUGGUACCUGGCGGGGCCGAAACCUCAUCGUCGGGCUCAUUGUAAUCAACGGGUACUACGACAAUUUGCUCGAGUGGCCCUGCGCGCUCGUGGGGACCGUCACCCUCCGGGACCAACCGGAGGACCGCACGACGAAAGUGGUGGACCACAGUAGACCCAUCCAGGCUCGGCGCAAACAGCAGCACUACGAGAAGAGUCAAUACAUUCACAUCCCCCAUCAGGUGCUCCGGUCGGAGCGUUACAUUCGGGACGAUUGCAUUUUUCUGGAAGUUCGAAUCGAUCAAGCACAGUGGUAGCAGGCGUUGGGUUAUUUUUUUCUCUCACUUGAGUUUUUAUUUUUAGUUAUGCUCAUAAGGUUUGAAGUGUGUAUGGGUGUUUUCAUGUGAUUUGGUUGUUAGAAUUUGAAUACGCUGAGUGUGUGUAUAUAACAAAGAGUUAUCCUAAUAUGGUUGUUUCCCAAAACGGUCGGAGCAAGGUAUAAUCGUAGUAGAUUGAUUAGUCACACUUGGAGUGGAUUAUAUUUGGUGUUUACAUUAAUAUUUUGAUUGAUGUAGAAAGGAAACGUUCGACGUUUGUUUUCCGGCUCAGUGUAUUUUUGGUAGAUUUUUGAUUGUUUAAUUAAUACAGAUUAGAUGGGGAAACUAAUGCGCAAUUUGAUUACUGCGAAGCAGGAAAAAUAUCUCCUUCAAUUUGGUGGGAAAAUGGCGACCGGAGUGUGCCAUGAGUUGCUCUGUCAUAAUAAAAUAUCUCAUAUCUCGCAUCAUCUAAAAAUUUUAAUGUGAAGUAAAAUACCAUCUCAUUGCAAUAACAGUGAAAACAUUCGAUAUAUUCUGUGUGUGAGUCGGUUUGUUGUGGGUUGUUUCCUUUGUUUUUCUCCUCAGAUUGUGUGCACACUCUUACAAUAGUUUUGUGUGCUUAUCGUAUCGUUUUGUUCAAUAAAAUCUUAUAAAUAUAUUUCAUUUGAUUGGUCUGAAUCGAAGCUCUCGGAUUUGAGCAAUAGAAAGAAAGAGAAAAAGAUAUGGCUUCUGUUGUUGUUUUUUUUUUUUUUGUUACUUUGUGUGUGUCGUAUUCUGAUAAAAUUUCAAAUCUCUACCAACGCGUGCCCUAAUACUUUGUGCAAUGUUUGGUUUUGUGGUUUUAUGUAUAUAUUCAACUAACUACGAUCUCUGACAAGCCCAAUUUGCAGAUAAGAUUAACAAUUCGUCAUUUGAUAGUUAAACUACUAGUUUUGACGCGUUUGAUUUUCAAAGGUAAAUAGAGUGGAAGCAAAUUUCAUAAAGAUAGGUAAGACAGUCGUUUAGUAUUUACAAAGUGGCUGGUUGCAGUAUUUGUACACCUUUUGUUAUUAGUACAGAGAUUGGCAAAAUAAAGUGCCCAAUUGAUCUUUUUUGGUUAAAAUAAAAGGUAAACACAUCUUGAUCAUUUCUAAAAUCUUAUUUUUUUUAAAGUUUCAUUCAUGUUGUGCUGAGAAAAAUAAAAGUGUUUCUUAUAGACUAAAAAUGGUGGGUUAUAUGUAUGAUAUAACCGCAAGGUUGACGUAGCACGACCGUUGACUGAGUGAUUAUUUGAUUGUAUUGAUUAAUUUAUUGAUUGAAUGAGUGUUGUGUUCGUACCUGCUUUUGUAGUUAGGAAAAACACAGUUUGGAAUACAAAAUUGCAUGCCCAUACAAAAGUACCCCCGGAUUGAAUGAAUCAAUAACUUCAGCAAUCGGUCGAUUGGUUCGUGAGUUACAGCAUUGAGAGUGAAGCAACUUUUGUUAUUGUGUGAAAAAAUGGAAAAAUCCGAAUUUCGUGUAUUGAUAAAGCAUUGCUUUUUGAUGGAAAAAAUACAGUGCAAACCAAAGCAUGGCUUGACAAACGUUAUCCUUACUCUGCUCCAGCUAUUGCAACUGUGGAAUAUUACCGAAAUUACCGAAGUUAGCGAAACUGAGGCCUUUUUUGAGGAAAAACCGAAAGAGUACUAUAACAAUGGUAUCGAAAAGUUGCAAGAUCGCUGCUCGAAGGCAAUUAUGUUGAAUAAUACAAUCGAAUUUUACAAAAAAAAUAGUUUUACUGUGUUACCUUAUAAACAUUUCAGCCGAACUGUUAAUUUGUACAAAACCAACAAAUUAUCAAUAAGACUGUUCAAAAAUGUUUUCUUCAUGAUAUGCCAUUAUAUCUAAAAUGACAAAUUCGGAAUACUGAAAACAAUUAGUCAUCCAACGUAAGUUUUGAAAAGCAACAAUAAAUAAAUGUUUGGAGAAAACAUUUAGAAUUAAUGAAUUAAUGAAGCUUUCUUAUUUUUAUUCAGAAAAUUGAUCAAAUGUCAAAUAAUUGUGUAAAGUAUUACUAUCAUGAAAUAUAGUCUUGCAUGUAACAGCGGUGAUGAAUGAGAAUAUAAAAGUUUCUUAAAUUUAGUAUUAAUAGCGAGCUUCUUCACAAUUCAACACUUUCGGACGUAUAUUAGUGAUAGCGCACACUUAUUUGAAUUUAUUUUCAAAAUAGGUCCUAGAGACGAUUUAUUGAAAAUUUUACCCAUGACGUAAAUCCGAAAUAUACCCAACUAACAAGUGUGACGUUCUCCUGAUAGUUUCAUGAUACCUAAACUAUUUGUCAUCAAAACCUCUAUUCAGCCCUUGUUCACACAAAUUAGAAGAAAUUAUUAAGCUAUUGAAAAUAUUGUUCGUUAAAUGUAGUUUAAAGUCAAUUAAAAACGUUUAUCCAACUCCAAGGUGUGGCAAAAACGUUUAUUCGACCAUAUUUUGAUUUGUCCAUUUCUACUUAGACUGCCCUACCAAAGAAGGUGGUUUUCGUCUGACUGCAUUAUUUUAUUUUGCCAAAUUUCUACAAAUACGAGGGUAGGCUGAUGAAUACAAGCACAUGUGCACUGCUUGUAGAAGACGAACUACAAGUACUGUUUUGAAGGCAUUGUUUCCAUUCAGUUUGUUUGGAGUAGUGGAGGUAUGGCGUCGUUUUCUAGUGAUAUGUCAGCACGAAUUAAACAAUUGAAUUUUCAACUGCCGAGAAAGUGAAUUUUAGUGCGAUUUAUCGUCGUUUACAGGCUGUUUAUUGUGACGAUACUUUUGAUAGGUCUACUGUAAUACAAUUACGUGACUGUCAAUCUGAAAAAGCUAGUUGUUGACAAAACACGCAAAUGCCUCAGUUUUUAACCCUUUGUAAAUGUUUUUUUCUAUCGCACGAGCAAUUUGCUCCCUUAGACCAAUAAAAAAAUGUAAUGAGAAGCAGUCAAACGUGAGCUUGAAAAUGCUUACAGCGAUUCAGUAGACCAAUCUCAAUAGACUGUCAUGUGUUGUACAAAAGCUUCUUUGCAGUUGAAGAAACGUUUUAAAAUGUUUCUCUGGCAUACUAUCCAAGUGAAUAUCAACGGUUGAACAAAAGCUUCAAUGUGGUCGAAAUAAUCUCUUAUACAUCGUAUAGCUCAGCAUAUAGUCUUAUUAAGCACUCAUUGCUAUUGUUCGAUCAUUAUUCAACUGUCUAGUUUAAUAACAGCUAAUGAUUGUUUGUUGGAUAACUUAACAAUUCCAUAGGAUGGUUAAUGAAACAAACCUAGAGUAACAAUCGAAUUUAUGCAUCAUAUAUGCUUCAACCUGACAUGUUUAUGUCUUACCAUUGGGUAAAAAUCAACCAAAUUUUGCACACUUUCUCAUUGAUGUGUAUUGUCUACAUGCUGUCAAACUCGAAGUCGUGUUCUUCGAUUCAACGAAAAUGGAGGUGAACCAACGCGAGUCGAGAGAACAAAUUCUUUCCAAACUCCUGGAAUUUCCAAACUGUCCGGAGCUGCGCCCUGUGGAGCAGUACUGGGCAAUAAUGAAGCGGAAACUUUGGAAGAGCAAGAAGACUGUCAAAGACGAGAAGGACAUGCUAAGAAAAUGGAAAAAAAACUGAGAAACUGGUACCGGAUGACACUGUAAAGACUUUGAUGGAGGGCAUCAAGCGAAAAUGCGUUCAAUUUUACACUCAAGGUUCCAUCGAUUAACUUUUCUUUUGAUUUUUUAAGUAAAUAUAUGUAUAAAACUACCCUAAAAUUUUGGUUUGAUUCUAAACAUUAUAAGAAAAUUGGCAUUACAUUUUCGGUGUCGCAAUAAUUUCGUGUUCGCCCCUUAUAUCUCAGUAUCUUUACUGGAAUAAGUCAAGUUGCAUUUUUAAUUGUGCAUUAAUGUCUGUUUUUUAAGC